CUUGAUGAGAGCCAGAACACAGACGAUCUGAAGCAGCGUCACACUCUUCUGCUGGGAUUGAGUUCUUCUGAAACUGGACUUUAGAGAAAUGAUGCUCAUCUUUGGACUGAUGCUGCUGCAAACUGCUGCAUGUCUGGAUCAGUUCUGCAGUUUUGAUCAGUCUGAUCCCUGUUACACAGCUCUGGGACACAAACUCAAUCUGAUGAUGGUGCAGGACGCUAGUAAAUAUGACCUGAAGAUACAUAAGAGGAUAUACAACCCACAAGAUGAUCCACUUUGUAGAGUAAAGUAUGGCAGGAUGAGGGAAUGUGAUCUUUAUAAUAACAGACCUGAAGUGACAGUCAUUAAUGGGACUGUGAUAAUAAACCGUGUGAACAGAACAGAUUCAGGGAUUUACACAUUAACGCUCACUCACUCAGGCGGCUUAGAAACAUCUCGAGAUCUUCAAGUGAUUGUUGAAGGUCUGGAUCGGUUCUGCUGGUUUGAUCAGCCUGAUCCCUGUUAUGCAGCUCUGGGACACAAACUCAAUCUGCCAAUGGUGCUGGAUGAUAGUGUAUAUGACCUUAAGUUAAAAAGGAUAAGAAACAUAAACACACAAGAUGGUCCAGAUUGUAGAAUAAAAUGUGGCAGCAAGAAGAAAUGUGAUCUUUAUAAUAACAGACCUGAAGUGACAGUCAUUAAUGGGACUCUGAUAAUAAACCGUGUGAUCAGAGCAGAUUCAGGGAAUUACACAUUAGCUCUCACUCAUCAGGAAUGGGGCGUAGACCCUUCUAAACAUCUUCAAGUGAUUGUUGAAGCUCCUACUGGCUCAGUGGAAGUGUCAAUCAUCUGCUCCUCCAGUGGGGUGAUGAGGGUGUUCUGCUCCUCUGAGGGAGAUCAGCUCCUCUACAGCUGGACUCUGAAUGGAGAUCCACUGAUGGAUGGAAACAGCAGCAUUGAUCUGGAUGAGGAAACUGAUGGAGACAUCAGCUGCAGCGUGAAGAACCACGUCAGUCACACACAGAAGACCAUUAGACUCAAACCCUGUCCUGUGUCUGUGGUGUUUGUUGUGGUCUGGUGUCUUCAGCUGAUGUUUCUGUUCGGUCUGUUAGGAGCUUUUCACAUCUACAUGAGACACACAUCAGGAAAGAAACCAGAAGAUCAGAAAGUGAGGAUGAGAAGAUUUAGAGAAGGACAUGAACACACAGCAGAAGAUUCAUGAGAGCAGCAGCAGAUCAUCUCUAUUUAUUUUUAACGUUUAGCCACAAAUUUGUCUUUUUUUAUUAUUAUAAGCUCUCUGUGUUAUUACUGAAUAUGGAUAUACAAUUUUCUUUAAAACUGUAAAUUGAGUCAGUGUUGAAAUUAAAAUGAACUUUAAAAAGUUAAAUAAAAAUAAAAUGUUUUGAAACAGAACUGUAUUUCCAGGCAGAAGUCACAAUAUUAUUUUUAAGAGGGUUUAUGCAAUACAGUCAAUUUUCAUAUUCAUCAACAGAAAGCAAACAUAAAAAAAUUAAUAAAUAAAAAAUAAAUCCAGACAGAAAUCAAAUUUUGUCCAGCUAUAACUGAAGGACACUGACACCUCAUAUAUUUUCAGUAUUGGAUGAUUUGUUAAUUGCAUUUAGUAAAUAAUACUUUCAAUAAAACAUUUGCAAUUUGUUGUAAAA
Molecule: messenger RNA, 1643 nt
Organism: Carassius carassius (crucian carp)
Lineage: Eukaryota; Metazoa; Chordata; Actinopteri; Cypriniformes; Cyprinidae
Exons: 6
Coding region: 89-1201 (370 amino acids)
Source: RefSeq, a predicted model, not a curated record